Molecule: messenger RNA, 1131 nt
Organism: Lodderomyces margitis
Lineage: Eukaryota; Fungi; Ascomycota; Pichiomycetes; Serinales; Debaryomycetaceae
Gene: RNH35
Product: ribonuclease H2 catalytic subunit
Exons: 1
Coding region: 1-1131 (376 amino acids)
Biological process (GO): DNA replication, removal of RNA primer; mismatch repair
Cellular component (GO): ribonuclease H2 complex
Molecular function (GO): RNA-DNA hybrid ribonuclease activity; RNA binding
Source: RefSeq, a predicted model, not a curated record
AUGUCACUCGCAGCAGUAGAGCCUACGUUAGCUACAGAAACUAGAGACGCCAAUUUUAAAAGAGAUAUAUCUCAAGUCGAACAAGAGCAAACUCUAGAAGAGGGGCAACUGGAUGCAAAUACUCCGAAUAAGGAGGAUCAGGGUAUUACACCAUCUGCCAAAAGAGCAAAACUAGAUACAUCCAAAUGGACCCCACCAUCUAUCACCAGCAUAUCCAAUUUUCAAGACUUUAAAACAUCAACUUAUAUCUCCCAGAUCCCAACUGAAAUAUCGCAAGUACCAACAAAGCCAGUGGUGAUCGGUAUUGAUGAAGCAGGUAGAGGUCCAGUCUUGGGCCCCAUGGUGUAUGGCCUUGCGUACUCUCUAAAAGAGUUUCUGAGUAAACUUCAAAAGACAUAUGGAUUUGCAGACUCGAAACAAUUAACUGAUGAUAAACGACAACAAUUAUUUCAAAUGAUUGAAGAUGCUGAACUGCAUGAGUUGAAUAAACAUAUUGGAUGGGCCACCACGACAAUGACAGCAAAAGACAUAUCACUGGGGAUGUUGCGUUCUGUACAUGGAAUCGGAGCAUAUAAUUUGAAUGAGCAAGCACAUGAUGCCACUAUCAAUUUAAUUAAACUGAUUAUUGCUCAGGGGGUGAAUGUCACUGAAAUAUAUGUUGAUACAGUUGGGCCACCAGUUUCAUACCAAGCUAAAUUGAAAACCCACUUCCCCACAAUUGAUAUCACGGUAGCCAAGAAAGCUGAUAGUAUAUACCCCAUAGUAUCAACUGCGUCAGUGGUGGCUAAAGUGACAAGAGAUUUAAACAUUCGUCAUUACAAUACGCAUUUACCUAUCUUGCUAAAUCAUAAAUUGGGCUCAGGGUAUCCUAGUGAUCCAAACACUAGCUAUUGGUUAAAUCAUAAUGUUGACCCCAUAUUUGGUUGGUGUUUUGGAUUUAUACGGUUUUCAUGGCAAACGGCAAAAGAUGCUCUUGUAAGACAUGGAGCUGCUGAGGUAAUUUAUCAAGAUGAUUGUGUUAAAGAAAAGGGGUACAAGGAUGUGUCGGAGAUGUUUGUUGAUGCGAAUAAGAGUAGUGUGGGACGCAUAACCAAGAGUGUGUUUAGUAGUGACGAUGUGAACUUGUUGUAA